Lasiosphaeria miniovina is the source of this 1577-nucleotide messenger RNA. RefSeq names its product methylsterol monooxygenase. Gene Ontology annotation, biological process: ergosterol biosynthetic process. Gene Ontology annotation, molecular function: iron ion binding; C-4 methylsterol oxidase activity. Gene Ontology annotation, cellular component: endoplasmic reticulum membrane. The transcript is spliced from 4 exons. NCBI's taxonomy places the organism in Eukaryota, Fungi, Ascomycota, Sordariomycetes, Sordariales, Lasiosphaeriaceae. The coding region runs from base 263 to 1183 and encodes 306 amino acids. The record is from RefSeq and is a predicted model, not a curated record.
GUACCGGCGUGCUCGCCUCUAGCAGCCCGUGCAGAUUGCAGAACAAUAAAAAAACCCUCCAUCCCUGAUACUUCUCCGGCUCUCUCCCUCAGUUCAAUUGAUUGCAGACUGCCCUUGCCUUUGGUUGGUAGUCGGUUGAUUAUACUUUCUCUCUUUUUGACGGCCUCUUUUUGGUGUUUUGUCGACCUUCCUGCGUUUUAUACGGCGACAAUCAGUCUAGGGCAUCAUCCAGAGUCCAACCUCGGGUCUGCCAGCGCCCGUCAUGGCGACCGCCAUCUUGAACGCGACGAUUGCCGGCUUCAAUUCGACGACUACCUACACGACUGUUUUUGAGGAGAUCUCCAAGUACAAUGUGCAGCUCAACUACUUUGAGCGCCUCUGGGCGGCGUGGUACCUAUGGAUGCAGAAUGAUACUCUGGCGACCGGCAUUAUGAGCUUCGUCAUGCACGAGGUCAUUUACUUUGGCCGGUCUCUGCCGUGGAUAAUUAUCGACGCCAUCCCCUACUUCAACAGAUACAAACUCCAAAACCAAAAAGUGCCAAGCUGGAGAGAACAGUGGGAGUGCGCCGCCCUCGUCCUGCUAAGCCACUGUACCGUCGAGCUCCCGCAGAUUUGGCUGUUCCACCCCAUCGCUGUCUACUUCGGCCUGGAAUAUGGCGUGCCCUUCCCCCCAGCCUGGAAGAUUGCCAUGCAUAUUGCAAUCUUCUUCGUCCUCGAGGACGCCUGGCACUACUGGUUCCACCGCGCGCUGCACUAUGGCCCCCUGUAUCGCACCAUCCACAAGCUGCACCACACGUACAGCGCGCCCUUUGGCCUCGUUGCCGAGUACGCGUCCCCCAUCGAGGUGAUGCUGCUAGCCUUCGGCACCAUCGGCAGCCCCAUCGUGUGGGUCUCCAUAACGGGCGACCUGCAUAUGAUCACCAUGUAUCUGUGGAUCGUGUUCCGUCUCUUCCAGGCCAUCGACGCCCACAGCGGCUAUGACUUCCCCUGGAGCUUGCAUCACUUCCUGCCCAUAUGGGCUGGCGCCGAGCACCACGAUGUCCACCACGAGAAAUUCAUCGGCAACUAUGCGUCGAGCUUCAGGUGGUGGGACUAUUUCAUGGACACGGAGGCGGGUGCCGAGGCGAGCAAGAGACGCCGCGACAAGAAGCUGGCACAGAUCAGGGCCAAGAAGGCCCAAUAAGUGGCGAGCCUACCGAGGUGGUGGCUUACACAUGACGGCCAACAGGCACCUUGGCGAUAAGAGCCUCUAAUCUUGGAUUCUCUGCGAAGCAUCUUACGUACAGUGAGACUUGGUAAUGCGGCGUUUGCUCGGGAUCAGCGGUUGGCGCGUGUCCCGGAAACGGGAGGUGACGAGAUGACCCCCGGAGCCUGAGGAACGGCCGUGUCCAGAAAGGCGAAGGGUUCAGUCACGUGUAUCUGGUUGUCGCGGAAAGAGGGCUACAGCCGACUCCAAUGAAUAAAGGGGCGUUGGGAGAGGAAGGAGGACUGGCUAAUUAUUUCUGUACAUAUGUUGAGUUUGCCCCUUAAUCCUUAUUAAUAGAGCAUGACAAUGAAAUCCUAACAAGUACGCGUAC